AUGCACCCGCCGCCAACAACGCUGAGACUAGACCGCCUGAAGCAACCGACAGGUCAGCGCCUGAGUCUAGUAGCGAGGCUCGGACCGGUCUUCGCGGCCCACCUUUACGGCGUUCGUACGCAUCGUCGCUACACGACCACCAGGUGUUCCUUGUCCUCGGCCGGCGUCAGCCCGACCGUCACCACGGCUCCAGUCACCACGUUUUUGGCCAAGCGCCCGGCCAUGUGCUUUAAGCAGUUGCACGGCUUCCUCAUCCGUGAUUCCAGGACACUCACGGACCUUAUGGCGCCGGUGCCGCUCUCGGUGGCGCCUGCGCUGAUGCUGGCCUAA
Messenger RNA from Aphanomyces astaci, 330 nucleotides. RefSeq lists its product as hypothetical. The transcript is spliced from 3 exons. Lineage: Eukaryota; Oomycota; Saprolegniomycetes; Saprolegniales; Verrucalvaceae. The coding region runs from base 1 to 330 and encodes 109 amino acids. The record is from RefSeq and is a predicted model, not a curated record.